This is a messenger RNA of Haliaeetus leucocephalus (bald eagle), 4692 nucleotides long. It is a transcript of the gene MED30, whose product is annotated as mediator complex subunit 30. The transcript is spliced from 5 exons. The record is from RefSeq and is a predicted model, not a curated record. Gene Ontology annotation, biological process: positive regulation of DNA-templated transcription. Lineage: Eukaryota; Metazoa; Chordata; Aves; Accipitriformes; Accipitridae. Gene Ontology annotation, cellular component: mediator complex. Bases 305 to 844 code for a protein of 179 amino acids. Gene Ontology annotation, molecular function: transcription coregulator activity.
GGGGUUGCGGGGCGGGUAAGCGGUGCCUCAGGCCGUUCCUUGCAGCGGAGGGAGGAGCAGGCGGUUGGGCGGGUGCCGGUCGCGGAGCCCGGGAGUAGGGCCGCGACUGAGCGUGUUGGAGCAGGGCAAAAGGCUCUUCCGUGUCCCCUUGCGACGGAUCGGGGCAGGGGCCCCCCUGGCGACCGCUCUGAGGGGAGGUGUGUGAGGAGCACCCCCAGGCCCACCGCCCAGCGAAGCUGUAGUGGUUAAGGGAGCGGUAUCCAAACCGAAGGUUUGACUCGGUGGGACCGGGUAACGUCAGGAGAUGUCAACUCCCCCUCUGGCUGGGGCAGGCAUGCCGCCCGGUGCUUUCUCGGGGACGCAGGCUCAAGCAGCUCGGGAGGUAAAUACAGCCUCUCUCUGUCGAAUUGGCCAGGAGACAGUGCAGGACAUUGUAUUUCGAACCAUGGAAAUCUUCCAGUUACUGAGGAACAUGCAGUUACCGAAUGGUGUUACUUAUCAUACUGGAACAUAUCAAGACAGACUGGGAAAGCUGCAGGAACAUCUCCGUCAGCUAUCAAUACUCUUCAGAAAACUGAGAUUAGUCUAUGACAAAUGCAAUGAAAACUGUGCUGGGCUCGAUCCUGUUCCCAUAGAACAACUUAUUCCAUAUGUUGAAGAAGAUGGCUCCAAGCAUGAUGAUCGUGGUGCUGCAAGUCAGCUUCGUUUUGCUACUGAAGAGAGAAGGGAAAUCAUGGAAGUAAAUAAGAAACUGAAACAGAAGAAUCAGCAGCUGAAGCAGAUCAUGGAUCAGCUACGGAAUCUUAUUUGGGACAUAAAUGCCAUGUUGGCAAUGCGGAACUGAACAAGGAAAAUCAAACUGGAAAAAAUACAAAUUUGUUUGGAUAUAUGUAAUUUCUUUCAAAGUAACAUGUUUUCCCACAACCAUAUUGCAGUAAUGUUUGAAAAGUCUUCAAGAUUAAAAUGUUGGGUUUUUGUAAUAACUUAAAUAGUGUUGGCUUUGUUUUUAUAAAAGAUUCAUCCUAGAGGUUUUACUUAGAGAGAUUUGCUUAGGCUGAAUAUAAUACAGCCUUAGUAACUUACAGUAAUAUUUUGGAUUGCUAUGCAAAUGGGGGUUUUUAUAAAUUUAGUGUUUCUGGAUAUUUUUUAUAAUACAGUUAACACUGUUUUAAAAACAGGUGUUUGCAUGCCAUUCAUGCAAACUGCCUCUACAGACAGGAGAAGUUGCAAUACAGAAAAGUUGUUCUAGUAAGCUACAUGUGAUAUAAUAUAUUAAAUAAGUGAUCAGAUAUUACAAUGCAGUAUGUUUCCCCGUUGUGGGGACAUACACUACAAGCUGCUAUGCCAUAUAUGUUCAUUUUAUUCCAUAUCCUGUCACUGGAUAUAUGUUACAUGAGAUAAAUUAGAGCAAAAUUCAAAAACUACAUAAAAUUACCCCUAUAUCCUUAUGGAUAUAAUUAAGUCUUUUUAAGUGAGGACUACAUACAUAUAUCCUCAACAUUAACUUCUUCUGUAACUAUGUGUUAUAAUUUCUUGAGUACUGCUCCAGCUAUUGUAUGGUGUAAUAUUCCCAUAGCAUUAUGUAUGGUUGGAAUACUUCAGUUUUGUUUACCAGAAUGCACUGAAUAAAUGCCUCAUUAAUCUUUUCCCUAUGACUGCCAGUCCUAGAAAACUGGUGUAUAUGAGCAGUUCAUUAUUUUGUGUUAAUCAUCAACCUUCAUCUUUGUUUGUUCUGCCUCUGGUAUUCCUUACAAUUUCCAUUAGCCCUGAAAAUAUUCCUAAUAAUUUUUGUUAUCCACAGAUGAUGCCAGUGGACUAUAUGUCUCUUUUUCCAGAUGAAAGAAUAUGUAAAGUAACACUGUUUCAGUACAAAUUCGUAGGGUGCACUACUGUUAGUAUUUGUCAAGUUGAAAACUGACCAUCAUGAUUUGCUUCUUGCAUAUUACUUUUCACUCUCAUUCCAUGCCAAGUCAGAUUCCUUAAUAGUUUUGUGUGAAAGAUUUGUGCAGAACCUUCUGAAGAGUCCAGUUAAAUGGUAUCCUUUUAAAAGAUAUACUUUUCAUAGUAUGGAGUUUUGAUACUGAAUGCUUACUGAUUUGAUAUAUAUAGUUUUAAAAUUAUUAUAAAUGUUUAAAAAAUGCUAUACUGGUUUGUUGUUCUAUCAGUCUUUUUUAUUUUGGUUUUUAAUAAUUUCAACCCAUUUGUCUACUCCUUCGGGUAAAAAUCACUGGCAUGUAAUAGAUCUGGUCACACCUGGUUAACAAUAUAUGAAUUUUCCCUGAAAUUAGGUACAAUAUAGUUGUCUCUUAUUUCUCCUUUUGAAGGCUUUAAAUCUUAACAGAUGAAUGGAUGCCGAGUCAUAUAAUUGCAAAUAAACAGAGUUAGAAAAAUGUUCAUUUUUAUUAGUUUACCCAGUGUUGAAAGUGAUACGUAACUAUGAUAAUACCUAGAUGUGAGUAGAUGUCAAAACACCUUACAAAUAAGGUCACUUUCUUUUCUCCCAUACUACAAAUGGAAGAGUGGUUAGCUUACUCAGUGGCAAAGCUAGCAGCAGAACUGUUCGUUUCCCGUGUAGAUUGACCACUAUGGCAGCCUUGUUGGUCAGAAAUAAUGGUGGAUUUCUGCAGCUGUGAGAGACAUAACAAUUUCAUAUACAAAGCUUUUGAAAAGGAGAUGAAGACUGCAAGUAGAGAUUUUGUUUUGUUUCUUUAAAAUGCAGGUGCAUUUUUGUAUUUGCAAGGUGUAGAGUGGCAGCCUUCUGUUUAGUGUAUGUAUAAGCAUGCAUCCAGCCUAGAAGAAGUAUUUGAAGUGGAUUUUGAAAUGGCACCAACAUCUCAAUUGUGAGUGUAAAAUUCUCAGUAAUUAGUAUUUUGUUCUAUUUUUGGAACAAUUAUGGAAAAUGGAGAUUAGUCUGGACUGCUCUACUGCCUGUAUACUAUCUAUGUAUUCUUACUAAAUGUCUUUAAAGUUUGUUGACUUUUUUAUUGCAUAUAAACAGUGCAGAAGUAACCUAAUAUGUGAAUAAGAGUGCAAAUAUUGCAAGUAGAUGUCUGGCCGAUACAAUAUUUAGCUUACUCUGUGCAGCUGCUAGCAGUAGCCAAGGUUCAUACUACAAUUUUUCAUCUGGGAGAGAGGAGAAAACGCUUUAAACCACUACCAGAAUAGAUAGCGCAGUAGCUAAAUUGCAAAGUGCAGAAAUUGACAGAAUUGUAAAUUAUCACAGUAAAUACUGUCAAAACAGGAACUUUGCAAGGUGUUGGACCAAAACCAUACACUUUGACUUACACAGGUGAAAGUAAGGGUAGUGAAUAUAAUUCAUAUGCUACCAGAUCCAUGAAUAAGUAUAGGAUUUGACCAAGAAGAUGACAGUUUUAAGAAAACUGGCAAUUCCUCAGCUGUGAAACACUUCUAAAGGAAUUACUGGGCAUCAACAUGUGCUGAAAUUUAAUAUUUUAGUAAAUCCUAACUGAACUUUAACUGCUGGUUAAUGAAAUGGCACCAAAUGAAGUAUUUACAAAUACCAGCAAAGCAAUACCACCACACGUUUCAAUGUUUUGUUUAUAUAUCAUUGACUAGUUCUGUAUUUCUGAUUAAGCAGAAGCUGGAUAAAAGUACAGUCACAGGAGCAGAUACCAGAACCUAGGAUGGUUCCAUUUUUGGAAUAUAAAAAUAUUUGAGGGAGUUGGGGUUCUUAGGGCUGUAUUUUGCCCAGAGAGGACUUGAGGCAGUGGAGCUAGGAUGCUGAAUUCUUUAUAGCAUAUUUGUGGGAGCACCCCAAGUUAACACAUGCUCUCAAAAUGAAACCAUUAAUCCAAUACCUUUGUAGACAAUAUAAUAGAUAUUGAAUGUUUGGUUCAGUGUCACAACACAGAAGAUGCCUGCUAGGCAGUAUGCAAAGGUCCAAGGUUUUUCUUCCAUAAAAAGACAAGAGUGUGGAGCAGUUUUAUGCCAUGUUCAGGAAAGAUGCAAGGAGUUUACCUUUCCUCUUGUCUUCCAUUGAGGCAGCAAGGCCACAUCCAGAGUGCUUCAAUAAACCAUUACAGUUUUUGUUGUCCUGUAGAAGAAACACUGCUCUGAUUAUAGUAUUUCUUACUGGUGGAGAAAUUGGAACUUGUGCACAAGUGCUACUUAAAUUAAUCACUCUAAAGUAUGGAUUUAGGUGGAGUAGGACAAGGAUUCUGGUCUCAUAGGAACCAAGAUUUCAUCGAUGUGCAAGAUGGCUGCACAAGCCAAAAAGACGACAGCUGAAGGAUGACUGACAACUGCUGUGGAAAACAGUAAGCUCCAGAUGUAGAUUUGAAGAUCUGAAGUUAAGAAAAAACAUCAAAAAAAGAUGCAAUGACACCCAAGGACACUGAGUCAACUGAGGUUUACAGAGGAUGGAUUAGUUUAAUUACUUCAUGCUAACAAAGGAAAUGGGGAAUUAUAAAGGAAUUUACAAAUACAUCAGUGUAGAAAAAAAUAUCUGGGGAAGAAAGUUAGUAGUUUGCUCACUCUCCUUAUUUAAUAGUAAUGAAGACUGAUAUGGUAGAUCAUCAGGGCUUUAAAAGAGAAGGUUUUUUGCUGAGUUGGAAGGUUACUCUAUGCAUAAAAAUAACAAGCUGGCUGAUAUGUAUUACAGGAUAUUAAUUAAACUGAUGAAAAACAUGUACCAAUGCCAGUUUUUAUUUAAGAAAAUGUAAUGGAUAACUG